Messenger RNA from Magallana angulata, 542 nucleotides. RefSeq lists its product as uncharacterized. The record is from RefSeq and is a predicted model, not a curated record. NCBI's taxonomy places the organism in Eukaryota, Metazoa, Mollusca, Bivalvia, Ostreida, Ostreidae. Bases 174 to 542 code for a protein of 122 amino acids. The transcript has 4 exons.
CGUUGCUAAGAUGAGUUUCUGAUACUGACAUAAUUAUUUUUUCAUUAAUGUUUCGCACCGUUUAGAUUAAUAAAUUGAAAAAGGCAACCACUAUUUUUUUGUUUUUAUUGCUAGAUUUUGUCAAUUAUACCAGGGACGUAUAUACUAAGUAUAUACGUCCCUGAUUAUACCGGAUGAACUUAUCUCUUGGAUUGACGGAGGGGUUGAUACUGCCUUUGCCAGUUAUUCUGAAACAAAUAACUUUAGCCUUAUCAUGCACUGCAGUCCCAUCGGAAAUUUCCGCUGGAAUGCCAUCCUUCAUUGUAGAAGAAGUUGACGUUCCGGAAGAAGCUCCAAGUGUACAUGUGUCCGGGCCUUCCACCAACACAUUCUUUGCUUCAACUCUGUAUGGAUCUAAACGUAAAGACACGGCCAGCGACCCCGACGCUGAGUUUAUGCUGAAUCUGAUUGAAGUGAAGGAGAGAAGAGCCAUCGCGGAGGAGAGAAAAGCAGAUGCCCUAAAGAGGAUAGCAGCGGCAUUUGAAAAAAAAUUUGGCAUUUAA